Messenger RNA from Linnemannia hyalina, 1527 nucleotides. The record is from the annotation of a GenBank genome assembly. Lineage: Eukaryota; Fungi; Mortierellomycota; Mortierellomycetes; Mortierellales; Mortierellaceae.
AUGACAACAACUCAGGACCCGACGCCAUUCGACCUACCAGAGAUCAGGGAACACAUCGGUAGCUUCCUCGACCACACAGACAGACUCAACUCCAUCCUCAUCAACAAACAAUGGCACUCCUCAAUGACAUCCCUCCUCUGGGAAAAAGUCACCCUCGUCGACACCGACCAAGUCCUCGACUUGUCUCGCCAAAAGAUAUCCGUUCCCCUUGACGUCCUCCAAAAGAAUGCAGGGCUCGUCAAGACACUUAUCAUCCAGUCGGACAUCUUUACGGACUACUAUGAUAUUUCCUUCCCCAUCCUUCAGACUGUCGAUUUCUGGCCAAAGAGACCUGAGUCUUCCGACCCGAGUGCAGAGGCCUUUGAGGGGUUGACGAGACUCAUCAAGCAAAACCCGACGAUCAGUCAAUUGAAACUGGGCGUGUCCAAGGGUCGUUCACCUGCGCCGAACACGUUUUGGGAAGCAAUGGCCGAGGCACCCAAUCUGCAGUUGCUGGAGGCUCCGCGGAUGCGGAUUCGACACACGACCAUGCCGCUAUUCUGGAAGGCGACCGAGAACCUCAGGGUGUUGAUUGUCAACUUUGAGUCGGCACUACGAUUUGGGAACAGCGAUGAUGGGACCAGUGGACCGUUCGUGUUUCCGAGGUUGAGGCGACUCUCGCUCCAGGUCUCGCAAGGGGCGCAUAUCAUGGAGUCGGAACAAAUCCGAUUGAUGACACAGUGCCCGCAAUUGGAGACCCUUGACUGGAUCCCGGACCAAGCAUUCUCCCCCGAAAAGUUCUUGGAGUGCUGCAGAGCAGAGACGUGGCCGAACCUCGAGGGAUUGACACUAGCACGAUUGGACCAGUACACUGACUCGGACAUCAAGGUCAUUCUGGACUCCAUGCGCAGGAAGGUUAUGAUCCUCGGUGUCUCGCAGUCAGGAUUUGGACCACGCUCGUUUGAGGCCUUACGACCACACUUCUUUUCAGGAAUCAUCGAACUGGAUCUAAGCUAUUGCAGUGCGGUGACGAGUCUGAUGAUUGUGGAGGUGCUGGCGUCUUGUAAAAAGUUGCGCAAGUUUGCAGCUGGAUGUGUGUCAGCCAAAGACCUUGUCGCAAGUCCACCUUGGAUCUGUGGCUCUCUACGAGAACUCUGGAUUUAUUUCGACAUGAGCAACGGCUCGUCUGCAGCACAGGAGGUGGAGGAGGAGGCGUUAGAAAGGACACAACGACAGAUCUUUGAGCGCAUCUCUGGUCUAGAGAUGCUCCAGUCCUUCAGUCUCAGCGACCCCACGCGCGAGAUCCCAAUACAGUCGUUAGAUCUUCGGUUAGGUAAAGGUCUCGAGCUGCUCUCCAGUCUUCGCGAGCUCAAGGGGAUCCAUUUUCACGGAACUCAGCAAUGGAUGCGUACUGAGGAUGUUGAGUGGAUGCUGGACCACUGGGAGCAUUUACAUUGGAUGGGAGGGGUGAUGGAUAUGGUUGAUGAGGGACGUAACGAUGCGUUGGUCGAGAUGAUUACAGACCGGGGUGUCUUCUUUGCUAGGUGA